Molecule: messenger RNA, 1551 nt
Organism: Sinocyclocheilus grahami
Lineage: Eukaryota; Metazoa; Chordata; Actinopteri; Cypriniformes; Cyprinidae
Product: rhombotin-2-like
Exons: 3
Coding region: 586-1065 (159 amino acids)
Biological process (GO): positive regulation of transcription by RNA polymerase II
Cellular component (GO): nucleus
Molecular function (GO): transcription coactivator activity; DNA-binding transcription factor binding
Source: RefSeq, a predicted model, not a curated record
CUCGAGCGCAUGUAGGAGCGCUAUUUCCUCUCAUUGUCGAGCGGUCUUGAGCAGGAAGUCGGAAAAGAAAGCAGAAACUGAGGGGGCAGGGCCAUUUAAAAAUACCUGCUACCCUAUAAUAACGGGACCACAGACAGCAGCCCUACGGGACAGUGCUGUAGAGACUUGCAGCACAAAAUGCAGCACAGAGGAGAAACCAAGCUUGACGCAAACGCUACAUUUAUCAGGCCGUUGCCCUGGAGUAAUUAAACAGCGCGGUUGGGGGACAUCUGCCUGUCACCGCGUAUUAUUCCGAAACAACAUAGGCUAGGAUGAGGAUUAAAUGCGUGGAGACAGAAAUCGAAUGCAACGAAGCUACGUCGAUGCACUUGGGAUUUAGCGUAGCCUAAUGUGUGCGAUAGGUUGUUGAUCUUCAGUGCACUAAGAAGGCAGCAAAGCAGGUGCAUCUCGUUUUUCUCUGAAGGCAGUUCAUUUAAGCAGGACGUUGAUGGUCUUUCAGCACCGUAGACGGCGAGUGUGGGACAUAUUUGGCUGGAAGUGCGCAUAUCAAAUGUAAUAGUGAAUUAUUCCUCAACAAUAUUUAAUAUGGCAUCCACAAUUGAACGGAAAACACUGGAAAUGAACGAGGAACCCGUGGACGAGGUGCUUCAGGUGCCGCCGUCGCUGCUGACCUGUGGCGGCUGUCAGCAGAGCAUCGGGGACCGGUUCUUCCUCAAGGCCAUAGAGCAGUACUGGCACGAGGACUGCCUGAGCUGUGACCUCUGCGGCUGCCGCUUAGGGGAGGUGGGCCGCAGGCUUUACUUCAAACUUGGCAGGAAGCUGUGCAGGAGAGACUACCUCAGACUGUUUGGUCAGGACGGGCUCUGCGCUUCCUGUGAAAAGAGAAUCCGGGCCUUUGAAAUGACCAUGCGUGUCCGUGACAAAGUCUAUCACCUCGAAUGCUUCAAAUGCGCUGCCUGUCAGAAACACUUCUGCGUUGGAGAUCGCUACCUGCUCAUCAAUUCGGACAUUGUGUGUGAGCAGGACAUCUUUGAGUGGACCAAAAUGAAUGGCAGCAUGGUAUAGUGUUCUGCUAAAGUCAUAAGGAAAACGUAACAUCCUGUCAACAUUUGCAACAAACCCUUUACUAAAAAAGAAUAAUGAUCAUUCUGGCUCCAGGAGCCAUGCCAUGGACAUGUUAUACAUUUUCAUCUCAUAUAUUUGAGACAAAUUGCCACCAGCAACAUACACUUGUUUUUCUAUUGGUGUAUUUUUAAUAACAGCGUAAAUGCAGUUUGUAAUGUAUUGCAAUAAAAGCAGAUUCCCUUUGCUACUCUCACAGAAAGUUAGAUUCAGACUAUAGUGUUAAUAGUUUUGAAGUAACACAAUUGCCAUAAAAUGUGAAAACAUAUUUCUUAGAGCCUGAAUAAAGAAAAUUACUUGUACACUCUGUCCCCCCCCAAGCAAACAGAUGUGAUGCAGAAUUGAGCUACUGAUUCUUCCUCACAGAAGAGAGACUCGCUUACCAAUAACAACAUAUUAAAAGACAGAAAUAAAUUACUUAUAAUAAAU